Porites lobata is the source of this 22518-nucleotide messenger RNA. The record is from the annotation of a GenBank genome assembly. NCBI's taxonomy places the organism in Eukaryota, Metazoa, Cnidaria, Anthozoa, Scleractinia, Poritidae.
AUGGCGGCAAAACGAGAUAAGGUAGAAACACGAGAAAAAAUUUUUUUAAACAUUAAUUUUCCUCGUUUAAUUUUGUUAAAUUUGCUUUUUAAUACUCUAUUUCAGCAAACACCUUUUAAUUGGAAACCGAUUCAGAGAAAACCCUUGUAAGUAUUAUUAAAAUCAAGGAAUAUAAAUAUUUUCAAGACUGGCAUAUAUUUUCAUCCUCUGGAGGCAAAGCUCGAGCUUAACAAGAAUAGGAAAAUCGUUUUCCUGACAUCAGCCUUUUGCAAAUGAUUAACUUUAUUUACAUGCUUUUUGUAUUUCAAGUGACAACAGCCGGGUUAUCAGAUUCAAAUGUUCACUUCAGAAUACUAUUAUAGACGUCCUUCGUUCCAAGGGGUGGACGGAAAUCAGAGAGUAAGUUUAGCACUUUUCAGUUUGUCACAGAAGAUAUAGUAAGCUUAAAUUUUUUCGCUACAGUAUUGUAUUAAUAUUUCAUUACUUUUAAAACUGAAGGUUCUUAGUACUUAAAACGGCUUUGUUUAGAAAGGUUAGUUUAUAGGUUUUGUUAUUAGACAUUUGUUACCAUAGCAACGGUGCAGGGUAUUGGUAGCUUUUAGGGUAACAUACAUUGUAUAUGACGAACUCAGUAAUUUUGAUUGACAUUUGUAGAAAUGAGCCAAAGAAGUCAACCAUUUGGUCCAACAUGUGACUCAUUUCCCUUGCUAUCCACAAUAUUAUUUUCUCCAGUCAUGCCAAAACAGUAGCCCCUGAAAACAGAUCUUUCUCCUCGCUCAUCUCUGCUGGGGGACAUUUCGCUAGGAGGAACGUCUGCGACUCAGCGACAGAAAUUUCAUACUGGUGACGCAAAAUCUGUCCGGAAUCAGUUCAGAAGCACUGAUUGGACGAUGGAGUAGUUACAUUGUUUCAGCUAUUGUUUAUGAAAGGCAGACAAAAGGCCACAAAGGUCAAAAGUAAACGGGAUGAAUGUAUAACAAAACAGUCAAUAUUUGUGGAAUAUGUUCUUUCCUGGAAGAAGCAUUUGAGUUUUGCUGGAGCUUGUUCGCAGAUGAACACAACACUUUACCAAAAUCGACCAGGAGAAACACAAAAUUGACUACCAGAUUUAUUAUGUAAACAUUGAUUUAUGUCAUCAGUAUGGAAUUUCUGUCGCUAAGUCGCAGACAUUCCUCCUCUCGAAACAUCCCCAGCGGCGAAGAGCAAGGAGACACAGCUGUUUUUGCAGGCUAGCCAAAACAGCUGAGCUAGCUCGCCUUCUCCUUGUCCUUUUUUUGAAAAACAAUUUAAUGGUGGGCUCCUGAUUUAGUACAGUGGAACUUGAUAUAACGAGGGGCCAAGGAACAGCUGUUUAUUUAAUGAGGUUUUUAAAUCUUCUUUUCCAUAACAGGGAAGGAAAGAAAAUCAUUUUUUACUGGUGUUAUAUAGAGGUUUUGAUGGAUGAGAGAUUUAAUUUUCCCUACCAAGGAGAGUGGGAUUUUUACUGGUGUGAUGUGGGAUGGAUGAGAGAGAAUUUUGACCACACAUAUAUGGAAGAACAUGUCAAGAUCUGUCAUUUUAGGAAUCAUUAUGAGGUAUUAAAGAUAAUACACUGCUUCCCUGUUACAUUAUAUAAAAAAAAACUUAGCUCUACAUUCUCUCUAACAUUGCAUCUUUGCCACCUGGCAUCCAUGGUUAUACUGACAAGAAGCAACUAGUACAGGCAACUCUUAACUUGUAGUACUUCAUUGAUGUGGACAAUGAUUGAAUCCCUUCAAGUAUUGGCUUACAGACUUGGUCCCAAAUUAUUGUUCUAACUUGAUUAUAAUGGACACUGAGCAGUAUUUUUCAAUAUUUAGAGACAAUAUUACUACCGUCCAGUUUUUUUUAUUAUUUUCAAUUGUGUAAUUUUUUUUCUCUUUUUCUUUUUAAUAGAGGUUCUUAAACUCAUUUAUUGCACACCAAUAAUACAGGACAUCCUCUAGGUAUUGCGCCAGUCCACCCUCUAUUUACUGGCCAGUUAUGGGAGUCCUGGUAGACAAAAAGUAGUUGUCAAUAAAAAAUCACUGAGCGAUGGCAAAACCUCUAUCAACUCAUUCUUGCCUCAACUACCCAUCCAUUAUUUGUAUUUCAUACUGUCUUGGGAACUGUUAUCCACCCCAUCUGAUACCACCCUCCUUAGUCUGCAUAAUUCUUUAUCAUCAUACCCAACCUUAUUUACUAAUAUUAUUGGUAAUUAUAUACUGAAUAGCUGUACAUACUGGAGAGAUGUAUAAUAAAUUUCAAGGCAAAUCUUGGAGUGUAAAUUACUGUGUUAAAAAUGAACAUAAUUUUCCAAUUUUUUUUUCUAUUUGGAAACAUUUUCUUUAAAACCACCUAUAUAGCUUGUAACGUGUUUUUUAGAGGCAGAAGGUUUUCCAGCAAAUGUUUUAGGUACCAUAAAAUCACCAAGAACAAAAUAAACAAAGACAAGUUUUGUGUAUUUAUUGGGCCUCAUUGUUUUUGCUUUAUUGGCCAAGUUUGCUUAGGCAAGGUUGCUAGUGGACAUACCAUAAAAUUCCGAAAAUAAGCCCCGGGGCAUAUAUUUUUCAAAGGCCCUUUUUGAGGGGCUUAUUUUUGGAGGGGCUUAUAUUCGGAGGGGCUUAUCUACGGAGGGAAAUUUGCGUUUAUAAAUCGAUUAGGCUAGCCUUAUAGUUGGAAGUAAAUUUACCGUUUUUGCUUUGUUUUACUUUCUACUUGAGGGCAAUUUUCCAAGUACAAGCCCCCAGGGGGCUUAUAUUUGAAGGGGCGAUUUAACGGAGGGUUUUUAGCAUUAAUGGUUUAGGGGGCUUAUACAUGGAGGGGCUUAUUUUUGGAAUUUUACGGUACGUUGGCUUUAUUUUUGAUCCAUUGCUUUCUCUUUGAUAUUUUUUAGUUGACACGAAAGAAUCUCAUGGCCAAAAAUUUAAAGAGGCUCAAGAAACAACUGGAGAGAGAAUUUGGGAAACUUGAAGCUGCAAAGUAUCCUUGCUUAAAUAAAUACUUUAAUUUAUAACCAUAGCUAGUGGCUUUGUCAGAUGAAGAGACAUGAAUAUGCUAUGGAUGGAUAUGCUGGAUAUGCAUAUCCAUCCAUAGGGUUUAUGGAUAUGCUGGUCAACAUUAAACCAUUAUUAUUAUUAUUAUUAUUAUUAGUAGUAGUAGUAGUAGUAGUAGUAGUAGUAGUAGUAGUAUCCUUCACCUAUAUAUCAAGCCUUUUUCAGGAAAUUGCACCUUGAAUAUAAGUCCUGCAAACCAUAGUUUAAUCUAGGAGUCGUUUAGAAGAGUCAAAAAUCUAAGUGGUAAAGAAAUAUCAUGAAACUAAGAAUCCCCUUGCUUUAGCGGUCAAUUUCUUACCCCCCACGAUUUUGUUUUGAUAUGUGCACUUGACGAUCUCUGAAGAGAAAAUAGAGGGUAUGUGUGGUAUGUGAACAGGGUAACAUUCCCUACACGCCUGUCUCAGCAUGCACUCUUAAUAAUUAAGUGACCCCCUGGUGUAGGAAUGGAGGUUGAAUGAUUAAUGUCAGAAUAAGGAAUUGUUAGGUAUGGCAGGUGGGUUGCCUACAGGGAAACAUGCCCGCUUUGUGCUGUAAAUCUACAGCUGAAUAACUGUGGAAUAACAGACUCUUUCAUGUAAAACAAAACCGCCCUUCACUUAAAUAAACGCAGCGACGUUUAAUCGAAUAAAUACAGUAUCUGCUUCUCUGUAGUAUUUUGAAGCCAAGUUGCGGUCACCUAGAGGUAUUGAGUACGUAUUCUAGAACAGGAGUUUUGACAGAGUACAAGGCUGUGCUCUAAGGAAAAUUGAAGGAAGCCCAGUGCUCCGAAACUGUUAAAUCUAGGGUGCCCAGCAUAUGAUUUGUAUGAAAAAUCUGAGAUUUUCAAGUCGCCCGAGGGCAAAAGUUAGGCGCCAGGGGCCACCGGGCUCUGCUAGAGCACAGCCGUGGAGUAGACUAACCAUGUGUACUCAAGUUUGCGAUAGAUGUUUGAGGGUAAAGUAGUGAGCUAAGCGAUAUGGAGGAAAUUUUCAGCAAUAAAACAACUCAGGUUACCAAGGACAAAGAGACAAAGUUUGACAAACCCGUUUGUAAGUGUUGAUUUUAAUGGCCCAGAACAUCAAGCUUGUUUAAUAUCACAAAAAAAGUAAGCAGAAUUUGUUUUUACUCGUUUUUUUUUUCCUUCAUUACAGUGAAGCUCACUACGAAAUAGAUUACUUUGAAAACUAUACUGCUGUUGGCAUUGCAGGCUUACGUCUCAGAUGCCAUGACUUGGCGGCUUGAGUUUUGUUGACGUGUCUCUAGUAUUUAGUAGUUUAAUGUGCAAAAACACCCCUCCUCGGCUGUGCUUAAGAAUGCAGCGGAGCUGUCGGCCCGGUUUUGUUAGACUUUACUACACUUCUAGUACUUAAAAGCAGGUUUUAAUAUUUAUUGUCUUUGACUUGUAUUGGGGAGAAAGUCGACUGAAGCUUAGGCAAGUCAUGGCUGGCGUUACACUCCAAAAGUAUUGUUAAUGGUUGGCUUGCACGUUGGUAAAUGAAUUUAUGUCCUUCUCCUGUUUGUCAGGGGUCGUUUUGUGCAUUAACGACACUCUACCCUAUAGUUUGCAUGAAAACACUAAGCCAUGAUUUGUGUGAUACGCUUCUUUAACAGUUCUGUGCUGUCCAGCUGUGUUAGCUUUUUGUCUUUCCCUUGUUUCUAAUUUGUUAGCCCAUUUAUGAACUAUAAAACGGCGUUAUAGGUUAUUCCUGCUAGCAGCUACUGUCUGUUUUAUUUUGGUGAGUUUUAUGCCGCUUCACCCUCUUCUUCUUCUUCCUCGUCAAAGUCGCCAUCAAAUUCAGCUGUAGCGUCUUGGUAUUGCUGGUACUCUGACACAAGAUCGUUCAUGUUGGAUUCAGCCUGUGAAAAAAAAAAUCAGUGAAACUAAUCAUUUUUAUAAAAAGAAAUGUCUUCUUUGAAGCUAUUUUACUUUAAGACCUACAAAGUAGGCCUUCCAAACUUCGAGUCAACUUCGCAGGCAUGCCGGCGGUAAAGACCUGCGAUGUUUCUUGUUGCCGGUGGCCUUUAUGUCUUCAUAUGUCAGAGUGGUACCGCAAGCGUGCAGUACCGGUUGCUAUGUCGCAGGUACUUCAGGGGCAUUAUUUAUUGAGAGCCAGGCUUAAGUUAUCGUGAGCCGAAACGAUCAUAGAGAGACCCUGAAAACGGAAAGUGAGACGUUUGCACUGCCGUGAAGAGUACUAUACUAUAUAAAGAUAUUCGUUUCUUGUCCAUGCAGUUUAACCUUUUUUUACCUCAGUGAAUUCCAUUUCAUCCAUGCCUUCGCCAGUGUACCAAUGCAGGAACGCUUUGCGCCUAAACAUAGCAGUAAACUGCUCUCCGAUUCUUUUGAACAGUUCCUGUAUAGCGGUGCUAUUACCAACGAAAGUACCAGACAUCUUCAGUCCACGAGGAGGGAUGUCACAGACCGCGGUCUUGACGUUGUUGGGGAUCCAUUCCACGAAGUAUGAACUGUUCUUGUUUUGAACAUUCAGCAUCUGUUCAUCCACUUCCUUCAUGGACAUACGGCCACGAAACAUGGCGGCCACCGUCAGAUAACGACCGUGCCUUGGAUCACAUGCAGCCAUCAUGUUCUUGACAUCAAACAUCUGCUGGGUUAGUUCAGGUACUGAUAGUGAUUGGUAUUGCUGCGAUCCUCUGCUGGUGAGGGGGGCAAAUCCAGGCAUGAAGAAGUGAAGACGAGGGAAAGGAACCAUGUUCACUGCUAGUUUCCUGAGAUCCGCAUUCAGCUAUAAAAAGGAUGGGAAAACGGCGUGUCUUAAUAGAAACCAGCGACUAACACCCAUGACGACCACAAUGUUAUACUUUGUAUUUCUUCAAAAAUUUCAUAGCCUAUUCCAGGCGUUCACCCGCUCGCUUUUUUUCCUCGUUAAAUCUUUUUGCGCCUUUCCUACAGUUUGAACGUCUGAAAAAGGCUAAAAAUGUAGGGAAAAAAAAUGUAUGGUUCAACAAAAUCAAUGACUCCCAGUAGGCCAGGUCAGUAAAGUGGUUCGGAAAGUUACGCUCGGCUGUCUGCUCAAGGAGAACGUGAACUGAAACCUGCACGAACGUCAAUGGGUGCGCUUAUUGUCAAGAUCUUAUACUCGAGAAAACGAUAUACCAAGCGCUCACCUGUACGCUAAGUAAGGGGCCUGUGUCAUACAGUUUACUAUUAGGGUCCUGUGCCAUACAUUUUACCAUAACAUAAUUGGUGUCGAAGAAAAUCAAUGGUUAUUUCGGUGUCCUUUUAGAUAGGGGUUCAUUAUAUCGAGGAUUCACAUUAUGUGUGAUGGUUUCAGUGUUUGAAUACUGUUUGUUUGCAACCACGUGACAGGACGGCCAUUUUGGGGGUCAAUACAAUAGGAUUUUUUCUGGAAGAAUUUACAUGAAAACAAAGUUUAGUUCCCAGAGGAGAGAAAUGAUUUUGUUCUUGACCACCAACAUGGCCGCCGUGACGUCACGUGCAAACCAACAAUAGAGGCAAUGAGACAGAGUUGCCACACUUAGGAGGUCAGCCUUUCCGUUACCAUGUAGAGCAUUCGUUAUGAGGAAAAACUUUCGAUCGUCAAUAAGUUAUUUAUAUACGGUUGUCGGUAUUGCACUUUUGUUCCUUUUUUUCUCCUUAUCUUUUGUUUUCAAUUGACAGUUUUUUUCUUGGAUUUCGAUAUUGCGACUCUGAAACUAAAAAAGCAAUCCUCUCUUGUCGUUUGGCGUCUUAAUCCUGCUGCACAUGCGCAAUACGCUUGCAAACGUGAAAAUGAAUGUAAAUAAGUGAAUAGGCCGAAGAUAAGUAAAAAAGAAAAACACGGGCGAAAUGUCAAAACAUUUUGACACGUUACUUUUAUAUUCAGUAUCAGUCCAAUAUCUAAAGACGGGAAGGCGAUUAUCGCAUUUUAUACAGCUGCCCCUCUAAAAAUGGAUAUCAGAUGGACAGUUCUGAAAACGAUUUUGUUUGAGUGUAAGUUCAAAUCAACGCAGAUGAAAUUAAAUUCUCGCUUUCUUUAUCUUCUAUUUUUUCUGUAAAGAUUGUUUUAAUCAGCGAUCGAUCCAUUACUCGAGUAUUUUGGAGAUUUAAUUAUCAUCACUUUUUCCGUGUAAGUUUUCUUUCUCACACUAACAGGGUUCCCCUCCCCCCACCUCCCGAAAGAAAAGAAACCUUUUUCGUACCACAUUCACUUUGUGAUAUUUCUUGCUACAAAACCCACGAUCUUAAGAUUUUUGUUUAUUUCACGGUCGUUUCUUUCGCUCUUUAUAUGCGCACGUCCGUAUUCUGGGCGAGAUCUUUUUCUAUCGCAAAAUUUCGUUCUUUUUAGUCAUUCAAAAAAAUCCAACAAUACCUGUCCGGGGAAGCGAAGACAAGUCGUAACACCGCUCAUUGUGGCUGAGACAAGAUGGUUCAAGUCGCCAUAAGUUGGUGUGGAGAGCUUCAGAGUUCGGAAACAGAUAUCGUACAGAGCUUCAUUGUCGAUGCAGUAUGUUUCAUCAGUGUUUUCGACCAACUGAUGGACCGACAGUGUGGCGUUGUAAGGUUCAACAACGGUAUCCGAUACUUUGGGUGAUGGUACAACGCUGAAUGUGUUCAUGAUUCUGUCGGGAUAUUCUUCCCUGAUCUUCGAAAUGAGCAGAGUUCCCAUUCCAGAGCCGGUUCCACCGCCCAGAGAGUGCGUGAGCUGAAAGCCUUGAAGGCAAUCGCAGCACUCUGUUUCUUUGCGGACGACAUCGAGUACGGAAUCUACCAACUCGGCGCCUUCAGUAUAAUGUCCUUUUGCCCAGUUAUUUCCAGCGCCGCUCUGACCUGAGGGAAACGUGGCAUCGCAUGUGUUAAUUUCUGAUGCAGAUAUCUGAGUGUCGCUCAUUAUUUUAAUAUUCAUUUGCACUCACCGUAGACGAAGUUGUCAGGUCGGAAGAUCUGUCCAAAAGGGCCGGAUCGCACUGAAUCCAUCGUGCCUGGCUCCAGAUCGAUAAGGCAGGCUCUGGGAACAUAUUUUCCGCCUAGAAUAAUGUGCAAUGGACACCAAUCGGUGAAUGGCUACGAGACAUUAAGGUUAUUCAGUGCUAAGUAUUCCUUAGCGCAUCCUUAGGGCGCACAAUUUGCACUCGUGAUUAGCGUACGCACAUUAAAGCAUGGCGGUUUUCUCGUUGAGGCUGGAGCUCCGCAGGGUGGUGACGUGUUUCUUUUUAACAUCAACAGUAACUUUCUUUGUCUAGAAUAAAUGUAGACUAAUUCCCAGAGUAGAAAAAGAAACAAUCGUCGGAAAACUAUUCAAAACAUGUACUCGUGAAUACAUCAAUCAUAUUUGUAUUUUAAGGAAUUAUUGGGUACAGACAAGUCGCUCCUGCUCCUAAACCAGUAUGGGGUUCCCCCCAUUUUAUUUCAAACUUUACCUUUCUACAACAUACACAAUCAGUCGGUGAAGUUUGACAAAAAUCUCAACGCAGCUGGUUCCAUUUCAGAGGAAUGUCCUUAAAUCGAAAUAGAGAACUACAGAAAGAAAACUACCCUAAACUCUUCAACGUAGGCAAGGUUAAAUGAACGUAAAAGCAGUAAGCGUUGGUGUUACAAGCGGAAAAUAACGUUCCGUUGAAUGCUUUGAUCAAAAGUGAGAAUAUUGAUUGCAAAUUUGGUUUUCGUGGACUUAGCCUGCGUGGCAAGCUAUCAAAAGGGAAGGGGAAGAGCAAUUCGGGCGCGACCGAAUUCCUGGCGUUUUAGCACGCAACGAAACAUUGGGACCAUUUGACUGACGGUUAAAGUACCUGUAGCUUCGUUGUAGUACACAUUGAUUCUUUCCAACUGAAGAUCAGAAUCUCCGUGGUAUGUGCCAGUUGGGUCGAUGCCAUGCUCAUCAGAAAUCACUUCCCAGAACUGAAAAGCCAUGAAGAACAGUGAGCGUUCUAGGCUUUUUAGAUAAAAAAUGGAUAUAUUCUAAAUGUUAGGGCGUACACCAUACCUUAGCGCCGAUCUGGUUACCGCACUGCCCGGCUUGAAGAUGAACGAUUUCACGCAUUUUUGAUAGAACGAAGGAAGGCUGAACUUUCUUCUCUGUCGGUCUUGUAAAAUACGUAAAGUGAUUUUAUGGUGAUUUUCGUAGGCUUCGAUUGCAUUAAUUAUUGACGAUGACGUUUAAUAGCUGUUACUGAUGUCACGCGAAGUCCAAACAAAAAUAGUUUAAUAAUAGAAAACAACUAAAUAAUUCGUUUUGUCUCGCGAACUUUAGAAUAAGCAAAAUUUCUCUUCAUACAAAUAAUUUGCAAAAGUGUGAAAAUUUACAAACCUUUUAUUUGUGUUUUGUAAAUGAAUGAAUGCCGAUGGGCGGCAUGCCACCGUGGAGUCAUUGAACUUGUCAAAAGCGAUAGUUUUGAAUUUGUUAUCUCCACGAGCUUGCGGUCGUUAAACGUAUCCUAGAGAUUAUUUGCAAAGUUAUUAUAGAUUUAAUCACGGCCAAAGUACACUGAAAGUAGCGUCCAAAGCCAAUACAAGCAGCAAUACUAUAACAUAACUUUACUUCAAAGGCAAAAGACAAUAUUUUAAAGGGAAACGUAAAAGAUGUUUCAGUAUCUGAAGUCCAUCUUAAAUUGAAGGCAGACUUAAAAUUGCAAAUUAAUACAUCCUGAUGGUAAUUUCCUUAGUCAAAAAUAAAAAAUUAUUAUUGUUAUUUAAGGCCGUCAAUUUUACGUAUAUCGCUCUCUUGUUUUGAACUUCUUCGUGUUUUAACGUCAAUAGUGAUGUAUUUUUUUCGUCCACUUUGAGUUUUCCAUGUUUCAGUAUCGAGUCAGUAAUAUGGAAUUGAGUCAAGAACUUUGUUUCGUGCUUAGCCGCUUUCUUAAAUCAUUCAUUCAGUGAGUUUCUUGCAGAAUCUUGCAUUCUGUCGUUCUUGCAGCUUGUCGGCUAUAACUUCCUGAAAUUAAAUACGUAGUCUUACUUUGAUCUUUUAGUUCCUUUUUUUUGCGUUCCUUAACUAUUGUUUAUACUAGGUGCGACUUUUUUCCGACUACAUUUGAACUUCCGGUAAGUUUCUAAGUUUUUUUUUGUAGUCGAGUGAUUUAAUCAUCUACUAGAUUUUAAACCUGAAAACCAAUCAUAAUGUGCACGCACAAUCAAAUGAACCAAUCAGAUUACGAAGUUAAUGUUGUAUGUUGUACCCGACUCCAAGCGCGGGAAAACAGACGUGUGUGCGCACGGUGCAAUUGGUUAUGGUUCAUACUAGGGAUUGGUUGAGACACUGCUGCCAGACUUCCUAGCCAAUCACAUGGCGCAGCAAUGUAAACCAAAGCAAAAACAAAAUUACUCUUCCCUCUUAAUUGAUAACCGUUCUCUUCGCCAUGUUCACUAAUCACCUUUUUCUCGUUUAGCGUGGAGGCACAAUACUUGGUGUGACGAUAACCAGUCCUUCAUAAACCACUUUUCAAUCGCUUAUUUUAUUUCUUGGUCAUAAAACUGUUUCAUGCAUUUCUUGCUGAUUCAACAUUUUUGGGAGAGGGAAGAGGGGAGAACCUGCCCUCCGAAUUUUAACAGUCUUAGACAAGCCGGUGAAGAGUCUUGACGUUUUGAUUUCAUGAAGAGGUUUGCAUGUUUGUGAAGUUCUAGGCUUUUUAGAAGGUAAUUGACUCAUUUGGCUUGUGGUAAUAGACGUCAAGUGACCCAUUUGGCUGGUAAAUCUGUGGUAGCUCCCUCCCCUCACCUUCCCUCUCUUCCCCUUCCCUCCCCUCCAGACUGGUGCACCACAAGAUAAUUUUUUUUUCUAUAGUACUGCUUUCAUCACUGGAUACUGACUACCGAAUAAAUGAACAUUUGCUUUUCCCUCACAUACAGUAUUAUUAGCUUUUCUUGAAACAUUUAAUUUUAUGCUCUUAGAUGGAAUACCACAUAUUUGUAGAGGAGUUCAAAAGGAACCCGGGCACAACGUGGAUCAUGAAGCCCGUGAGUUUAAGUGAAUAAGUACCUUCAUUUUUUCCACCUACUUACAAAUCCAUUCUUUACAUUUGUGACUGUUAAAACUUUCAUGUUCAUGUUGUAAUUUGCAAUGCCGUAGAAAAGUUGACUAUUCAAACUAGAGCUGUUGACGAGGAAAGCUUAAAGUGAAAACCAAAAAAACAGACAAUAAUUCUCGUAGCCUACCACGUAGGCGUUCUUUUGGCUCUUGACGCAAUUCUCCCCGAAGAACGCGUGACGAAGGCCAUAAUUUCCAUAAUUUGCUUGAAAUUCCCUUACAAUUGUUCUAAGUACUCAUACUUAUUCUGUACUUGUAAUCGGAUGUAGUGCUUUCUAUUAUUAAUCUUACCUUGGUGAUUUUGCUGAUAUAUUAGGUCGGCAAGUCUCAAGGAAAGGGGAUUUUCCUGUUUAGGAAACUUAAGGACAUUAUGGAUUGGAGAAAGGUAUUUCAACAAUUAUAAAUUAUUAUAGGCUUGUAUGUUUUGUUUUCCCAAUGUAGGUCAUGUGAUAAUACUCUAGGGAACUGUUUCAUUGAAACGUCAUCUUAUUUCCGUGCAUAUUCACGCAUAAUUUAUGAAAAGACGAAGGGGCAAAUUUCCCUGAAGACCUUCAUUGGGAAAACAAAACCUGCAAGCUUAAGAGAUCUAUUAAACAAAAUAGAUAGUAAAUAAGAUAGAAAGUGAUACACUUCACUAUGGUACAUCCAAAUCUCGAGAUAAGCAGGGAGAAGGGACUUUCUGAGCCUCGGUUUCAUCUAAAAUUAAGGGAUGAGGGUGGCUCUUACCCGUCCCCGAAGUAUCUAGAUCCGUCACUGCUUUAAACCGUGCCCAUACCACGUGUACGUGUGAUCUUUUAUCACCUGUUUUCCUCUGAGGAAAAUUUAAUCAAGUCAUCCUUUUCUUGGCACGUAAAAUGGCGCGUAAAAGGCGCGAAAACAUUUUUGUGAUGCUUUAAAAGAUCUGUAGUGGCUUUAUCUUUCAGCUUGAGGGUGAAAAACGGUCUUUUUCCACGUGGUCAUUCUUCUCUCGGACAACAUCCUGAUUUUUAAGUUAAAAAUCAUUAAAUGAAGUGGCUAAAUGGAAACAAUAUUGCCGAUCUUUGACUUUCUUUUCUUGUUUAACUUUUUAGGAGGACCCUUAUCGUGCAGCUAUGUCAGAUGACAGAGUAAGUUGGUUCGACUCUCACGCUGUAAAAGCGGAACAUAUCCGUGGGCCAUAUUUACAUUUAUUUUUUUACAGUUUCGUACAAAAAUAAAGAAGAAUGCUGUUUUCUUUAUUUUUUUGACUUCACCCGUUUUAGAGAUGUUCAACUUAUUUGAAAUCUUGUGAACGCUUUAAGAAUAGAGACAAAUCAUAAAACGAACAAUACGUCUGCAGAGAGGGCGUUAAGAUAAUUGAAACUUGGAUUUAUAUCUGAUUACAAGGCCUCGUUCUUGCUAGAAUGACAAUGUCAUUCUCCCCUUUUUACAAACCUGUGGCCACCCUUAAUGGUUAAUGAGUAAACAAAGUGCAACAUGGACACUGUACAUUUUUGGAACGGGUAGUUCUUUCUCUGGUUAUAGAGACGCAAAUGGUAAUAUUUGGUUCAAAGCUAAAAGAGACUAAGGCCAAGAAUGUUGCCAUGGCAACCUCACAAUAUAGCACCUCACUGUUGUGGACGUUGGUUUCAAGUUUCAGUUAUCUCUUUCUGGAGAUAUUCCUCGUUUUAUGAUUUGUGUCCAUUCUCAAAGCAUUUAUGAUGGCAUCCAUUUUCAAAUGUCAAGAAUAGCUAAUGGCAUGGCAUCUGCUUCGAGUUGCAAGAACCAUAAUUUGAGUUGUCGGGGUAAAUUUUGACCAAGGGAAGUUCGAGUUACGGGGGUUUUACGUCUUUGUGCAUUUGACAUGCUGUACUGCAGAACUUUUGAAUUCAUAUUUAUGAUAUGGUUUUAGAAGGAUGACAAAGAGCCUCCGGAGGCGUACGUUGUACAGCGCUAUGUAGAAGAUCCAUAUUUAAUAGGAGGUGAGUCUGUACCAGGCUUAUUGACCAAUUGGAAAUUGCGCUAGGGACUGGGUCGAUGUUGUGUCAAAUUGCACCAUGGGAUUGUUUUCGGGACCUAUGCUGCCCCAGUUUCCUGCGCAACUUGGUAAUCGUCAAUGAAAGAAGUGGUACUUACCCCAAGUGUCCCACAAUGCAGUUCGAUACAACGUUGACCCAGUCUCACUCUGAAGCUGAAAAUGGCUAAUGCGAUCGUGGGUUUCCCCCUAAUUGUUCUAGUUUUAACUCAAACGCCCCUUUCAAGAUAUUCAGGGGACAGAUUAAUAAUGAUUUUCGCUCCUGCAAAUAUAUAAUGCAGUAACUUUUCAUCCGUUUGAUACCUAAAAUGUGUACAAUCCGACCAUUGGUUUGGGCUCAAGUAAAUCAUUCUCAAUGAGAGAAAUCUUAUUUUCGGCUUUUCUGCCGUUUUCCCAAAGGAAUUUGAACGUAGUGUCAGCUAAUGUCUUGUUCUGGGUACCACAGAUGGAUGCUUCGAUUAGUAACCUAAGUUUGUGUCUAAAUUCGAAUCAGAAUUCCUUCUUGAAACGAGAACGUUGACUGGUCCCGGACGUCAAAAAUGGCAACCGGAAGUUGGUAUUUUCUUCCUUUCAGUGCUCUGACUCUACAAAUUAGUAAAGCGGGUGUUAAAACAAAGGCAUUCCGAUUCGUUGUGUGAGACAGAAUCGUCCCAUCAAGCGAGACAUCUAACUUCCUGUUGCUAUUCAUGACGUCCGGGGACGUCAGCGUUCUUGUUGCUUAAGUUCUCUAAUGUAUAGGACCAUACAACACAAAACAGUUAACGCCCUCACCCACCAAGAAAAAUAAAAAUAUUGUUCUAAUGAGGCCUUAACUGCUGCUGUUUUUAAAAAAUAACAAUAAAAUCCAAGCUUUCGCCGAUCAACGGCAUCAUAUGGGAUAAGAAAAUAUUCCGCUUGGAGCUAUAUAUGUACAAAAUGACUGUAAGGCCCCGUCCACACGAAGACGAUUGUAAACGCAAGCGCUAGUAAACGCAUAUUUUUAUCUCCGUCCACCCGAAAACGAUCAUCGUUUACGUAGCGUUUUAACCCGUCCACACGAAAACGCUCGUAAACGCAUAAAACGAUGUCAUACACUGAAUGUAUGGUCUCAGUUCUUCAGCUAGAUUAUAUAGCUAGUCUCUGCUCAUUCGAAAGUUCUCUUUCCACUCUUCUGGUAUCACCACUUGAUCGGCAAAGUUGUUCCACCAGGCGCUUGUACGACCUGGUCUGGUCCAGAAUCUUCUCUCUUUGCUCUCACGUCUGCAUCUAAGUCGUUUUACUCGAGUAAAAGUGCUUGUAGUUGUGGAUAACAAUCUUGAGAGGUUUAGUCUUCUUCUUUUGUAGUUUUCCUGUAUAUCGAUUAUUGCAUGAUUCAAUUGAAUGCUCGCAAUUAUGCUUGAAAUAAGCGCAAGCAUGACACAGCUCAACACUCGUGUGUACGCCAUCUUGGAAACGGACUCGAUAAAAGAGACUGGCGCUGACAUCUGACGUCAGCGUUUUCACAGCGUUUACGAAAAUAUACGUUUACGGCAGUCCACACGAAGACGCAUAAACGGCGUUUUCAAAUUUAUCCACUUUGGAGAGCGUUUUCGAAUUUAUGCGUUUACAGUGAGCGUUUUCAUCGUCUUCGUGUGGACGGAAGGCCUAAACGCAUAAAAAAGUUUGCGUUUACUAGCGUUUGCGUUUACUAUCGUCUUCGUGUGGACGGGGCCUAAGAUAAACUGUGUUAAAAGGGUGAAAAUGGGGCAAAGUAUGUAAAAUGGGUAUAGAAUAGAAAUGUAAAAAAAAAAAAUGAAGAUCUAAUGAACCAGUGUCUCUGGACAAAGAGUCUCUGGAAACGCAUAGUCUUUAAAAUACUAAAACGCUAAAACAAAAGGCUCGCAAAUUCGCUGCAUUAUUCACGGGAGUGUGAGGGAUUGUUUGUACUUUCUUUUGUAAAAUGCUUCGUAUGGGCGUAGAUUUGUGGGAUCCUUUUCGUUCAUAAUAAUCUUUUCUAUGAUGCCUUUGUAGCAAGAAUAGAUUUUUUUUUUCACAGAGGAUUUAACGCCUCCUUUUUUUGAAUUAUCCAGGCGAUUCCAUAUGUGCGGUGGAGUUUGUUCUUGCCGUUGCUCAGAAUGGUAUUUCCACCAGUACUUAGUUUUUCCCAUCUCUUUUAUAACCGACAUUUCUCAAUUCACAUUCAAUCCAGGAUGGUUGACGACUAACCACUUUGCAAUUUAUUCAUUUAUCUGUGUAUUUGUGAUUCGUAGGCAGAAAAUUCGAUUUAAGAGUGUAUGUCCUCGUAACGACAGUAAGUGUCAUAUCUUCUUCAGAUAACACUGGCUUGUUGAUAUUUGUAACUUUUGUUUGAGGUUUUUCUGGGUUUAUGAUUCCCCUUAAUCCUGUGUGAAACGCCCUCUUUUUUAAUUUUUAGAUGAAACAAACAGUAGAGGUCCUCUUCUCUGUCACCCACGGGGCCGGGGGGUUACUAGGGUUAAUUUUUGCUGGGUAUAUGGGUAUGUGCCGCUGGGCUCUCAGAGCCCCUACCCCUUUAUAGUCUAUUCUGUGGCCAAUUAUAGAUCCCGUCUUAGUCACUUGUGGGCGAAUAUGUAAUUUUCGCGAUCCCAACUUAGUCACUGUCUAUUUAUCUACCUUAUAAAGAACACUUUACUUUUCAUCUACAGUAAAAACAUUCUGGUGCAUUUGCUAACCGUAAAUAUGAAGAACUGUCUUACCCCAAAAAUCCGAAAAUGUGCGACCCCAUUCUGGUAACUCCGUUGAAAAUGCGACCCCAUUAUAGUCAAUCCCGUCGUAAAAAUGCGACCCCAUCCAGCGGCACAUCCCCAUUAGCCUCUAAUAAGGAAGUAUCCUUCCCCCCCGGGUCUGUCACCUUUUAUUUCAAAACCUACCACGUACGGUUAUUUUAUGCAUUUUUAAUGCCCUAGUGCAAAAUGGGGAUGUUUAUACCUUAAGAAAGCUCCUCUCCCCUUUAACAUGCCCGGAAAAGGUGAAGUGUUUAUCUAAAGAACAAAAAUAUAUGAUUAUUGCUUCGAAUGUAACGUGCUUUUACAAAGCUAGACAGAACCCAUUUGCCUUUGAAGAUUAUCUCUGAAAGCUGACCAUUUACUCCUCAGUAUGCUCCAAUGUGUGCCUGGCUCUACAGAGAAGGGUUUGCAAGAUUUUCGAACACGCGAUUCUCCUUGGACUCAAUAGAUGAUACAUGUAUCCUUUACUCUUCCUGAAGUGAAAAAGUAAAACAGUUGAUUUAACCAACAAUAAUCACAAAUACCUUUUCCCGGUCUGGAACGUUGUAGAGGUUUCAGGAACUUAAACGAGCUAAUGGAUGAAAAGAUCAAAACAUGGCCUCUUUGUUUUCCCGCCAAAGAAAAUUCUAAUAUGGAGAAGACAUUGUUCGAUUGGCCAAUCGUGUUGCAGUUUGACGUUAAAACGAAGUAUCGAUUGAUUUCUAGAAAGUUCACGGGCAUGAAGUUUUUUCACCCGAGCGUUCGCUUAACCAACCAAAAGUCACGCGCGUUUUGUAUCCGUUCGAUAAACCAAUCAAAUCGCUCUAUUUCCGUUCGUUUGUUGUUUCUGUUUUGUUCGCGCGUUUUCAUUUCAAGGUCAUACGAAAAUCGCUCUAUCCAUCCUUGACGUUUGUUCUUUGUAGAUGUGCACCUCACUAAUGUUGCCAUUCAAAAAACAGCCCCUGAUUAUGAUGCUGAAAAGGUAACCAUCGUACUGUUUGCUUUUCAUGUAACCUUAUUUAAUAGUAAAACCUUUUAUUGUAGUCAUUCUUAUGAAACGCAAUUUUAACAAAAAUGACGUAACGUCGAUCAAGGAUAUCAUGCAACUUGCUCAAAAUAUAAGAAACAAAUGUAGCAUGAAAAUUCUUACUUUUGAACUAUUUCCAGGGUUGCAAGUGGUCGUUACAACAGCUUAGAAGAUAUCUUGUAGCAAAACAUGGUAUAGACAAGGUAGGAACAAGAGUUGAUACUCUUUCGCCUUGUUUGGAAGACCUCUCGCCCCAUCGAAGGAAAUCAUUCCGGAACCCGGGAAAAGUUUUGCUUUUGGAAUCCCGGGCUUUGGAAUCCGGAAAACAGCUCAAGGAAUUCGGAAUCCAGGCUUCACUGAAAAAGAAUCCGACUCCUUCUUUCGACUUCUUUCCUUUCCGUGUAGCUUUUUAACCGAUACAGUCCGUUUGUCGGCCUCAGGUUUGUUACUCAGGGACCGGUUCCUUAAAAGAUGAUUAAGUUUAACCCAGGAUAAAGCCAAAUUUUAAGCAAGGUUUUUUUCUGUAAGAACAUGCAACUCGAGCUUACAAAAUACUGUUGUUAUGUGCCUUUACUCCGAGGUACAGUAAUGAUAACACAAAAUGUUGCUCUAAACAAUACAUAGGAACAAAAUUUUAAUCCAAGGUUUAGCGGAACAAGGCUCAGAUGACUAUUUUAAGCUACCGUUGUAAAAAAGGACUCUCUCCCCUUACCGUUAACUUCACCUUGAAUUCAGAAUCGUCGGCGAAGAAUCCAGAAUCCAAGACUGACUUGGAUUCUCUUACAUACGGGGCGAGACCGCGUGGAAAUUGCGAUUCCGUUUCCAUUAGGAGAUGUGAAAAUAGUGCCCUCAAUUAGUACUAUCGUUGUAAUUACAUGGACACUUGAAUUAAGUAUGCAUUUCUUUGUUUCAGGUUGAAACUUUGAUGAGAGAUAUGGACAAUAUCUUCAUCAAGAGUUUACAAGCCGUACAAAAAGUUAUGAUAAAUGAUAAACACUGCUUCGAGUUGUAUCCUUUUAUUGUAGCUGUCUGUGAAAACGUUUUUAACGUAAGACAUAUCCGGAGCUUUUCUGUGGUUAUCGACUUUCACCAUACAACUCUGACCAUACAUUGAGUCUCCAUUUUAAAUUAUCCAGUUCCGGUGACGUCUUGAGAUAGACCUUUUCUCUGUUAUAUCAUUUUUAUUUCUAAUUUAUGAUGGCACUGCAGGCCAACACAGUCAAUUUUAACAAGAUGCAUCGCAAACACAAUCUUGAUCCCCGACAUUUUAAUGCGAUUCUUCGCUUUGAUUGGUCACGUUUCAAAGCAACCCCUUUUAUAGCCUGGUUCGAGCAAAAUGCCGCGUUCGCCUCGCUUGGCUCAUAAAGCGCCUGUUAUGUAGGCUACCCCUUUUAUUACAGUACAGCGUGAUUUAAUAAAAAGACAUAACAACGGUAAGAUGUUACCUAACUCUUAAAUCCCAAACACAGAAGCAAAUUGUAAAGAUAAAUAAUACCUUUUGGGUCUCAUAGUAAUUAUAAACUUGUUUGCCCACGAAGCGCUAAUAGUGUCAGUGCACUUCACAUGUCCGUGCGUUCCAGAUCGAAUUGGAAUUUGCGGAAGUGUUUGUUUUUGAGGAGAGGGAAAACCGGAGUAUCCAGAGAAAAACCUCUCUGAGCAAGGGAGAGAAUUAACAGAUUGAACCCACAUAGCAACUAUUAAUGGUACCAGCUAUUUUAUCUUCCUACCUUCGAAUUUUAUCUCGUUCUUUCCCUUGAUAACUUAACUGGCAGAUAUGGCUACGAUAUUCUACUUGACUCUAAACUUAAACCGUAAGUAGCUCACGGACUUGCCAUCAUAUAUCUUUACUACGGUAGGCGCAUUUAGAUAUGUCUGCAGGUGGAUGAAGCAGCCAAAAUAGCGUGUAAUUUGGCUCAUGACACAUGCGUGCAUGCUUGCUGUUGUAAAUGUAGAUACCAAGCGAAGUUUCUGCAGAUGUUCUUAAAGUGCAUUUGCCAUUUUAGAAACGAGGAAACUAGACCGAACAAACGUUCGCAAGGACAUCUGGGACUGUUAUUAGGGCCGAGAAAAAAUGGCCAAUAGCUGACCAGCGCAAGUAACGCACAGUAACGAUCCCAGAAACCAUUGCGGGUACAUUUCGGCUCCAGUCUCUCCCUCGUUUCUAAAGUGGCGAACAAAUGUAAUUGAAGUUUUCCCCACAAGUGAAUGCAAGCGUACUUGCAAAUGUCUCUGAAUGCGUGUUUUAAAUGAAUCUAGAUCUUGGUCAAUUGCCCACGUUCGCUAUAUUAAACUUCUAAUAUGACUCCCAGGCUUUAUGGUCAUUUUUCUAUAUUUGGUUUGGUCAUAGUUAGUAGAGAAGACUGGUUAGGAAAGUUGAAAACAAGGUGCUCUAGUUUAUGUUGGAAGCUCCCUGACCGUGCACAAUCCUUUGUUUUUUGUUCAUAAAUUAUGACUAAAUAAAUUAAUGCGAUGUUUAUAUUGGUCAGUAAUUUCAAAGUGAUAGAAAUGCUAUUGAACGUUGUGCACGGUCAGGUCAAAAAAAGCUAACAAAAACCUAUAACAAGGGAGACUAACGAGUUUCCAAACCAUUCCACUUUAAUAACUACAGUUUGGUUUGCUUUGUGUUCAAGUCUCCUCUGGGAAUUGCGAGACAAUGGAGUCAUGAAAAAUUUGCAAUUUUGACCCCAAAGCCUCGGAAUCAUGUUAGAAUUUUAAUAUUUCGAGUGUGGGUUAUUGUACCUCAAGGCAAUUAAUAUGACGUGUAUACUGUAAUAUAUGCAAUUUCAUACGGAAAGAAACAACAAAUGUGCUCUAAAUGUCCUGAAGUUACACUGCAAAUGUUCUGCAGAUAUAUAGCAGAUAUCCUGUGGAUAGACUUCGAUAUAUUAAAAUUCAUAGUUAGCUACGAGGCUUGGGGGAAUAAAACAAAAGAAAUGUAUUAUUCAUCGCUAACCUCCAGAUGAUUUCUUUUGUUUUAUUCCCUUAAGCCUCGGAGCUAAGUGUGAAUUGUAAUAUGUCGAAAAUGGUCUACUGGCUGCUCAUAUACUGCAGAUAUCCUUUAGUAAGUAAUGCCAUAAUUAUGUAUAUUCACUGCCAAUAGACGUCACGCUCUUACGUUUUCUUGUAACAGUUGGCUGAUCGAGAUAAACGCUUCACCAUCUCUCACUGCCAGCAGUCAGUCUGAUUACGAGCUUAAGUGUCGUCUGUUGGAGGAUAUGUUGCACAUCGUAGACAUGGAAAACAGGUGAAGAAAUUAUAUCGCAGCCUAUUUUCUUUGCACGUAAGAUAAGACGAAGUGUAAAGUGAGAUAUUAUUCAGGAUAGAAACCACAACAAUUUUAGCCUGCAUAACAGGCGUUAUUUUUUUGCGCUUUUCAGGCGAACCAAGGCAAGCGUGAAGCGAGCGAGGAGCAGCAGACAUGGGCGAUGAGCUAACGCGCGUGUCUGACACUCCUCGCUCGCUUCGCGCUUGCCUUCGCUCGCCCAAAAACGCGAAAAAAUAACGCCUGUUAUGCAGGCUAUUGUUUUUCAAGGAAACCCGAAACAACGUGGCCAAAUAGUGGUGGUGCUGGACUUCCUAGUUUAAUUCUAACCCAGCAGCCAGGAUCUCUCUUCUUUUCGUCCCCUCGAUCCAGGCUCCAGAGAGCGUAAAGAAGAGAGAACCUUGAAAACGAGGUUGGUUUUAGUCCCUCUCUGAGCACUAGCUGUGGCUUUUUCCUGGUAGUCACCAGUUCAACUCUUUUGGUCGUUGAAGUGCCAAGUACACUUCCGUUUCCAGGUUGUGCGUGAGAUAAGCUCGGUGUUGUUUCGACUUGCAUAAUGGGAUUGCUUUUGGAAACGUCGUUUUUUGAUUGGCUAUUACGAGGUAGCGCGGGAAACUGGGUCCAGAUUUGUUCUAUUUUUAUUUCAUUUAUUUCAUUUUCAUUUCUUGUGAACUGUAACGUUAAUCUUAAUUUCAUUUUGCACGCACUGACCCGCCUCGAAUAGCCUUGCUAGCUGCGGGCUGUGCUUCUGUAAUAUUAGAGAGCUUUAGAUUUGAGGACACGAACAAGUACGAGUACGACAUUUAAAAGACACCCCUGAAAGCUUCAUUUUACUUUGUAUACUGAAGGAGGUUACACCCUCUCCCGAUCGCAAAAUGAUAAAACUUCUUACGUCGCAUUUGAUAACUUGUUCCCGCCACCACGAUAUUCUCGCUAAAUCCCGUUGUAGAAUGACGUCGGCUAUCACGUUUUCGUCAAACGGCAAACGUCAAUUUGUACCAUGUGACAAAGUUUCUUCAUUACUUGUCGUUUACUGUUCAUUAUUUCUAGACAUAGAUCAGUAGUUUCACGCAAUUUUUUAUCCAUAAGAAUUGUUUUGAACUGUUUCUAUGUGCUCGUUUUCUAUUUUGAGAAAUUCUCAACUUGAAUCAGACGUUUGCUGUUUGCCGUAUACGUGAAGCUUCAACUGGUUCACGCGCGAGCACCACUUACUAUUGAGAAAAUCUCGUACUCGUAGACGUCCUCGAAUCUAAGGCUCUCUAUUAUCUGUUUAUAAAUAAAGUUUGUUUUUGUUUUGUUGUUUGUCCCCAAAAGUGUCCUAUGGUGUAAUUUGGCACAUCACUGACCCAGUCCCAAACGCAACUUUAAAAACAAGUAAUCCUGGUACUAGUUACAUAGACAUUUCAAUUUGCCGAGAUCAUAAACAAAAGUUGUUGAGAUUAAACUUUAGAAAGUUUCCUGAUUUUAUUUAUCACAAAAUAAUCUAAAGGAAAACAAUAGUUCUUAUGGUAACUUCAUGUGUUACUGAUUUACAUUCAUUGUGUAUUGCAAGACUAACUGGACGGGAGAAGCGUGUGGGAGGUUUUGACUUGAUGUGGAAUGAUGGACCAGUGUACAUGGAUGAUGCCAGUGGGGCGGACUGUAUACCAAAUCCUUCUUAUCCGACCAACACGUUCUUCGGUAGGUCGUUGUAUCAAUAUCAUCCAUAGCUACGGUCAGUAAGUUUUUAACUGGCUUAAUGACACAGUGUACAAUUCUCUUACCUGAAAUAAUCGCAGCCCAAGGGGAAACUACUACGGGACAAAACACCUUGCAACACCAAGCAACUUUAACUUUGUUUUUACACUGUUUACAAGGCAUUAGUACUAGCAAUUACUUUUUAAACACCUAAAUGUCUUAAAUUUUUUUUUGGUUUUAUCUCCUUUUUGUUGUUGUUUUUGGCCCGUAUAAUUAUAUGUUAACAAUUUUUUAUGGUGUUCUGGGUAACCAGGGCAACAGAAGACUUCGUUUGCAAUACAUUUAGGGCGAUGACUAUGGCCAACUUUCAUCUGACUAAGAAGCCAACCUUGCCACGGAUAUGAACAGCUUGAGGAAGCUGCAGCUGAACAAUGAUGAUAAUGAUGAAAACGAUGACGAUGAAAUCGCGUUCUCACUGCCCGAUAGAAAAACGGGUAAUCCAUACGUGGGGAGGGUCAUGAGAACAAGCCGAAAAUCUAUUACACCUGAACUAAAUUGCUACAGCUGUUUCAUAAUCUUUUUCUUGUUCCCCUUUUUUUUUCCCCUUUUUGUCUUUCACAAAAUGUUCUCAUACACGAUAUGUAUUCCUACCCCGAUUGCAAGGGGGCAAGCAAAGGGAAACGAAACGGGAAGGAGAAUUCCCUUCCGCAGUUCAAUUAAGGAUCACACAUGUAUUAACUCUUUAUUUUCUUUACAGGGUGCGAUAAUAGCGAUCGUGACAAGCAGUUAAAGCAGGUCUUCAAGAAUGCUCAGUCAGUGAAGAAAACAUGAGCAACGCAGACA